GGAACGACUUAACAAAUUAUAUGUUCGAAUUCCCUCUACAAAUACUUGACUAACUUGUUAAAAUACGUUUGCCAAAUUUUGUUCAUAAGGAUAGAUAGACGUUAGAUAUGAUAGAGAGGUUAAAAAAGGGCAGAUCUCUCUUGCAUUUUGUGCAUUAGAUGCAUUAUAAAAAAUGGUGAAAAGAAUGUUUUCAUCUGGCUUUAGGAUGCAAGACUUUCUAAGGAAAUUUACACUGUGUCUUUGCCUUGUUUUCAUCCUUGGAGCUGGCUUCGUCUUGGUGGAAUUCUUCUCCCUAUCCUCCCUCACUUCUGGCAAAGUUUUUACAACUUUUUUGAAGCCACAACAAACUUCUGAUAAAAGAUAUGCCGUAGAACAAAAAAACUCACCUACUGAAGAAAGAAAAAAUAUUUCAAAGCUCAUCACCACUUUGAAGCCUCCAACACACUAUGCUACUGUAAAUUUUGAAGGACGCCUUGGAAAUCAGCUGUUUGAGUUUGCAUCCCUGUAUGGGAUUGCCAAGCAUAAUAAUUUGAUACCAGUUAUACCUGCCAAUUCAAUUCUUCGCAGAAUUUUCAAAAUUACUGUUGGUCCCACUAGGCCAGAGAUCAAAUAUACAAAAAGAUACCACGAGAAAAAAGGAUGUGUAUUUGAACCACCAUUGAUGGCGUUGGGGGAAUCCGAAAACGUUUGGAUUAAAGGUUAUUUGCAGAGUUGGAAAUAUAUUCAUCAGGCUGAUUCAGAAAUCAGGAAAAUGUACACUUUUCAAGACUCCAUUUCUCAGAAAGCAAAAUCAACAUUCCAGGCAGUUAUUGCAUCCAAGAAAAACAAAAUCACCACAAACACAGUUUACGUGGCAGUUCACGUCAGAAGAGGAGACAUGAAAAACAAUCUAAACUAUGUAAAGUACGGAUACACCACUGCCGACAUGAGUUACCUCUCGAAAGCUAUGAACACAUUCCGGAAAGACUUUAAAGAUGUUCUCUUUGUGGUUGGCUCAGAUGACCUGAAGUGGUGCAAAGAGAAUAUGAAGGAUGAGGACAUUGUAUUUAUUCCCCCUGGCAACAGUCCAGAAAUGGACAUUGCCAUCCUGACCAACUGUAACCACACUGUUGUGACUGUGGGGAGUUAUGGCUGGUGGACCGCUUGGCUCAUCAACGGUAAAACCAUCUACUACAAAGGUUUCCCCACACCCAAUUCUCAACUAGCAAAAUUGUUCAAUGCUGAAGAUUAUUAUUUUCCUCAAUGGAUCCCAAUGUGAUUUU
Magallana angulata is the source of this 1262-nucleotide messenger RNA. Its product is annotated as galactoside alpha-(1,2)-fucosyltransferase 2-like. Lineage: Eukaryota; Metazoa; Mollusca; Bivalvia; Ostreida; Ostreidae. Gene Ontology annotation, cellular component: membrane. The transcript has 4 exons. Gene Ontology annotation, biological process: carbohydrate metabolic process. The record is from RefSeq and is a predicted model, not a curated record. Gene Ontology annotation, molecular function: galactoside 2-alpha-L-fucosyltransferase activity. The coding region runs from base 173 to 1258 and encodes 361 amino acids.